UUCAAGCCGUUCUCUCCGGCAUUUAUCUACUCGAGAACCCCCAGAGAGGAGGAUCUGGUUCCGAGAGAAAGAGAGUGGGCGCGGGUCAUCUUUGCCGGACCACACUGCAUCAUCACCUUCCUCAUUCCUGAAGCAAGCAUGGCAUCGUGGAAAUCGAGCACUUCUUCCAAGCCCGCGUAUAUGAGCUGUCCCAGGUGGCCGGGUGGAUAGGGCCAUAGAGAGAGAGAGGAAGCAUUGGCCAAUGGCCACGGUGAUCGCCAUGGUCAUGUGAUGUCCUAGAGGAGCACGGUCAGAAGUGGGUUUUCCUGUAGAGAGAGAACGGGCGGAGAAGCGAGAGAAGUAGAGGGAAGGGAGUAGGGAGAGAUCAGUAAUAACGGCACUCAAAAUGGCGACGCUGGCCGCCGCUUCGGCCGGCCUCCUCCUCCUCGCGCUCGUGGCGGCGGCGGAAGCCGACACCAACGCCGCCGAUGUUGCGGCCUUGGGGAAUCUGUACACCUCCUGGAACAGCCCGGCGCAGCUCACCGGCUGGUCAGCCGGCUGCGGCGACCCCUGCGGCGCCGCGUGGACGGGCGUCUCCUGCUCGGGCUCCGCCGUCAUCUCAAUCAAGCUUUCUAGUAUGGGGCUGAAUGGUACUCUUGGUUGCAAACUGUUCAGUCUGCUGUCAUUGAAAACAAUGGACUUAAGUGACAACAACUUGCAUGAUUCAAUUCCUUACCAGUUGCCAUCAAACCUAACCUAUCUAAAUUUGGCGAGAAAUAAUUUCUCUGGUAAACUUCCAUACUCCAUAUCCAACAUGGUUUCACUUGAGUACCUCAAUCUCAGCCACAACUCGUUAUUUCAUGAAAUUGGUGAACUAUUUGGAAACCUCAAAUCACUUUCAGAACUAGAUGUUUCUUUCAACAACCUGACGGGGAAUCUUCCUAUUUCUAUGGGUUGUCUGUCAAAACUUUCUAGGCUUUAUAUGCAAAAUAAUCAACUAUCGGGCACAGUUAAUGGCCUCAGCAACCUAAGCCUUGCUACACUAAAUAUUGCACACAACAAUUUUAGCGGCAUGAUACCACAAGAAUUCAGCUCAAUUCCAAACUUGAUAGUUGGAGGAAACUCAUUUGUCAAUAUGCCUGCCUCCCCACCACCAACUUUCACACCACCGGAGAACCCACACAAUGAGCCAAACUAUCCUCAAGGGCCUAGAAGUGCUCCAACAUGCCCUGAGACUCCUAUUCAUCAAGACAACAAGAAGCAAGGUCUGCAAACAGGUCCGCUUGUAGGGAUUGUUGUUGGCUCAAUAGCUGCUGCCUCAUGUGUACUUUCUGUGUUGGUAUUCUUCCUUCACAAUGCCUGGAAAAGAAAUGAUGAACCAAAAGACAAGAGUUUGCCAAGUCAGACUUCAACACCCGCAGCCGAGUCUCCAACACCCGCAGCCGAGUCUCCAACACCCGCAGCCGAGUCGGAUUCUGACACCAGCACUCGUGUCCCGGUAACACUGGCAGCCGAGUCUCCAACACCCGCAGCUGAGUCUCCAACACCCGUAGCCGAGUCUCCAACACCCGCAGCCGAGUCUCCAACACCCGCAGCCGAGUCUCCAACACCCGUAGCCGAGUCUUCAACACCCGCAGCCGAGUCUCCAACACCCGUAGCCGAGUCUCCAACACCCGCAGCCGAGUCUCCAACACCCGCAACCGAGUCGGAUUCUGACACCAGCACUCGUGUCCCGGUAACACUGGUAAACAUAGAGAGAGGCCCAUCUGAGGCUCGCCGGCGAUCUUCUAGUUCAAGGAACUUCACUGGGACUGGCAGAUUUCUGUCUGGUGGAACUGUACAGCCUGAUGCACCACAGCCACCAGAAGACAUUGUUCACAACAUCUACUUCUGGAGAAAUGGUUUCACAGUAAAUGAUGGUCCACUAAGAAGUUUUGAUGAUCCAGCAAAUGCAUCCUUUUUAGAGAGCAUCAAGAAUUCUGAAUGCCCAAUUGAGCUUGAGCCAGCUGAUGGGAACUCUAAGGUGAAUGUGAAUCUUGUUCAGAUGGAAGAAGAAUGCCCCCAGGAGCCAGUCGAGCGUGCUGCUCCAUUUCAAGGGGAUCGAAGGACUCUCGUGGCACCUUCUGAUAAUACUUCUAAUGCUGCUGCUUCCCCUACGGCGACUGCCCCUAGGAGGACAAUCACAGUGGAUGAUUCUUUGCCAUCAACCUCUCUCCAGAUCUGGUUUGCAGACGGCAGUCGCUUGGUUGCACGUUUCAACACAAGCCACACGAUCAGUGAUGUGCGGUCGUUCAUUGAUGCAACAAGGCCAGAAGCCAGUGAUUACACUCUGUAGGCCGGGUUCCCCCCUAAGCCGCUCGAUGACGCGAACAAGACUAUCGAGGAAGCCGGCUUGGCCAACUCGGUUAUCAUUCAGACAGUCUAGCUCAGCUGAACCGGUGCUGACCCCCUUCAUCAAACACGCUAUCCGUCUGAAGCUAGCAUCCUCCUUACUUUUCUCUUACCUCGGUUUUGUUUCUGAAUUUUGCUUUCAACCGUCGAUGGCUUUGCUGUUCAGUAGCUACUUCAGGUGUUAAGAGUGUAAAACAGUGAGAUUUCGGUAUCUCCAUCUUAUUCAUCUACAGUGUAUACUUUACUUUGGCUUGCAUGUUUCCUUCGGUCCACAUCACGUUUGGUGGGUUAAAGUGUCCUUUUGUUCUUAUCUAACUCCCUAGUUGGUGGAAUGUCGGCACUUGGGGACAACGUUGGUUGCACCAGAUUGUCAUUUAUUCCUGAUUGCGGUUAGCCGGUUACUGAUGUCUGGACGAUCGUGAUUGGCAAAUAAACAAGGGGAGUUUUU
Phragmites australis (common reed) is the source of this 2818-nucleotide messenger RNA. Its product is annotated as protein STRUBBELIG-RECEPTOR FAMILY 2-like. Lineage: Eukaryota; Viridiplantae; Streptophyta; Magnoliopsida; Poales; Poaceae. The record is from RefSeq and is a predicted model, not a curated record. Gene Ontology annotation, molecular function: protein binding. Bases 386 to 2314 code for a protein of 642 amino acids. The transcript has 14 exons. Gene Ontology annotation, cellular component: plasma membrane.